Molecule: messenger RNA, 6430 nt
Organism: Dermacentor albipictus
Lineage: Eukaryota; Metazoa; Arthropoda; Arachnida; Ixodida; Ixodidae
Source: RefSeq, a predicted model, not a curated record
AGCAAUAAGAUUUAUAGGGCCAGUUGGUUCAUACUGAAUGAAGGGUAAACUGCACGAAAGGAAGAAAUACAUACAGCGAAGCGGAGAAGCUGCGUUUCUAAAUGUCCUGUGUUUCUUCCUGUCAUCUUGACGUUUCGCGCAGUUUAGGCUCACGAGCCUGAAGAUCUGGCCAAAGUGCUUGAUCGUAGGACGAUCUUCAUCCCCACCGAAGCUUCUCACCACGUCAAAGAAGCUCUACAAAAAGAUAGAUGAGGUCGGUCUUUCAACACACGAGCCACAAAAAAGAAAAAAGAAGUCGGCUUUUUCAUUCCGUGAAGAUGGUUAAUCAGCGAAGCUGAAACGUGCCGCCCCUGUGUUUAUCACUGGGUUAAUCCCGAGGGUUCAUGAAAGUAUCUCUCAAUUAUGAGGUUACACACACAAUUUGCUGCGACGGAGAAACGUCACUGCGGUAUGCCUGCAGUCCGCAGUUGUCGCUUGCGUUCGAUGUCUCGAGUUUGCUCGUCGGCGUUGUUAGCAGCCUUCGCCCAGGAUUUGGCGCUUGUGAUUCUUCGAAAUUAUAUUUCUUCAAAAUUAAAUCUGUCCGUUACGCAAGACAAUGAUGUGGCUCAUACUCCCUUAAGCAAUGGCUCAUACCCCCGUAAACGCGGCCUCCACAUUACGACGGCAGAAGUGAAGUGAAAUUCUACGCUGGAAUGAUGGACGGCAACUCAGCCAGCUGUGGAAGACGACGACGAACGCGUGAGCAGUGGCACGAGCGCGCGCCGUGGAUUUCGCAGAGAGUUCUCGGUCGGCACGAGGAAUCGCUCUGUGUCCCGCCAAGCGAAGCGUCGCAUUGCUGGGAGCACAGAAAAAGUGGUGCGCCGAAUUGUCGACAUCGUUCCGAUAGCCGCCUAUGCAGCCAGGUACGCAGCACGUCGGCAUCGUCUGCUGAUUCUUAAGAAACUCGGCGAAGGCCACAGUUCCACGGAUGACAUGCUUGCUGAAAUUCGCCGUCAACAACGAACACACCAACGCUGCACCGCGUGCUUAGUGCGGGUGCAGCCCGCCCAUGCCCGCCCGCGUAGCUGGCUAGUGAGGAAGUGAAGCUGGGCGCGACUGCAGCGCCACGAAGGCGCGGGCGGGUGGCGGUUCCGCGCAACGGCACCGAGUGGCCGAGUUUUAAACUGAGGUCUAGUAACGUUGCCCUGAACUAGGGAACAUCCGCUCCGCUUCAAUGGGAAGACUAGCGACGCGGCAGGCAUUGCUCUAUGCAUCGCAUGGAGCCGUUCCAAAGAACAAAUCGCACCGGGCACAAACAACGAAACAAGUUUUUUUUGUGAAAUUCACAGGUACUCCUACAUUUCUCUGUCGCAGUGCACUUGCGGAUGUUAUAAAGCGAACAUGAUCGCAUGGCUAGCACAAGUCAGCUGGAAAAGCCGUAUAUCGCCGAGGAACGGGUACAUGGCAUGAGACUGCGCGCAUUUUCAAACGGCGUGCUGGAGGUAAAGUGCGACAUGGGCGGCCACGAGUUCGAGUGCACGAUCGACAAGCAUCACAGAGUCCGAGCGACCCGCCUGCCACUGGCCAUCGCCUGGGCAGUAUGUGAAGACAUCGAAUGGUCAUCUCUGGAGGAAGCCCUGGCAAAGCUGCCGAAGCGACUCAAGGCGCACCUACUGCGCCGACAGCAGAUCGAAGACACCGAACGCAAGCAUGCGUCGCGCCUAGUCGGCCGCAAACUGCAGACCGCCGGCAGCUACACGUUCGUGAGGAUGGACCUAGCGCUCAGCGUCGAAAUGUGCAGCGGCGUUCUUCGGCUGGAACUGUGGUACGACGACUUCGCGGUGCAUCCUACACGUAUUGCCGUGCACAGCAGGGGUGCGCCCGAGUUCAUAGACUUAGUCACAAAGAAAGGGGAGGACAUAAGGGAACUGAUGGAGAGUGAGCCUCUCGACAAAGCCUGCGACGUGUUGUGCACGUAAUUAGCGGCGCGCUCUUGCCCUGCCGUUUCUGAAGUGCGACACGCGCAACUGGAAUGAACUUUUCUGCGCAGCUGUCGUCGAUGACAGUGAUUUCUUUUCUUGCAAUUUUUGUGCCCGCACUGCGCAAAUAUUGACUGCCGCAUCGCAGCUUGUAAACUUGCGUUGUCAUACCCGGCUAUUUCGGGUGCUAAAUGUGGUGCAGGUCGUCGGACGCUAAACAAGCACGGGGUCGGCGCACAGAACACGCAGCCACACACCGAUAACCAUGACGACCUUCGACGUUGAUAGGACGAAUAAGUUUUAUGGAAAAUAUAUGCAGAUACUCGGCGAGUGGAAACGUGUGUUCACUAAGAAUGUGAUUUCCUAAGUUAAAGUGAGAGAUUGUACCUGUGCGAACAGUGAAACUAGCAAAAUGACUAGGCACUCAUAAACGCAACUAAUUAUUUCUGGUUUAGUUAAAUGUAGUUGGCAACACACAAAGUUGAAAUUGGUUGCUAUUAUUAAUUUUGUGCACUGCAUUUUAUCAUACAUGAGAAUUUUAGGACUAUGAACCAACAGCACCGAGAAAGGUUAACUAAAUAGCACUUGGUUAGUUAAAGUAGUGCAGGGUCGAGCAAGACAAAAGAACACCUUAGUAUUGGGCAAUAAUGGAAGCAGAUCCAACUUGCUCAAGUCAGUGACAACACUGUGUGGUACAUGCAACUAUAAGGAACAAUUUCUGCUUUGUAUAGUCUAACUAAAAAGAAUCAAGCCCCUCAGAUCCCUUUAUUCCUCGAGCUGUGUUACAUACAGGAUUUUACACAAACUUGGGAGAAAGGCAGAUGAACUUUAUUGUCCAAACGGUUUGUUGUGUGAACCGUUGUCGCUGGUAAUAUACUCAGGUGUUGCUUUGAGGCAGGAGAAACAUUACACUAUGCUCAGAAUUUUGAUUCAGAGUUUGUUAGCUUUAUGUAAGGAAUAAUAAAAACAGUACCGUAUCAGUAAACAUGAAGUGUAAUGGGCCCUAGGAAUUGGCAUGCGGUCAGUCUUUAAAGCUACAGGUUAUAGCACUUUCCUGCUUCCUCGUGCUAGCUCAAUAGUAGAGGUGUGUGAAUAUUCUAAAUUUUGAAUACGAAUUGAAUAGUCCCUGCUAUUUGAUUAGAGAAUUCACUAUUUGUAGUUGCCGAAUAUUUGGUUAUUUUGAACAUAUAAGAGAUAACAGCACUUUUUUGUGUCUCCAGGAAGAUAAAAUGAUCGAUGGGACAACUGUUCCGAAUGAUUUUGCUGCGGGGAUAGCUGUCACUGUUGCGUAGAGACACCAGUUCCUGAGCAAAUGCAUGGGACUAAUAACUUGUGCUCAAUAAUUUCUGGUCAUUCAAAAAAGAUGGCUUGCCUUUAGGCAGACUUUAUGCGAACUUGUUCAACAUUAUUAUUUGGCAAGUUUCAGCAUGUUUGCAUCCCUUAGCGCAAUGUGUGGUUGCCGUGGUAUCUCACCUUUCAGUGAAGAGAACACUACAUUCACUUGGUAGAAGACUGUUCUCUUGUUUUAUUACCCUAAAUGCCAUGGUGCUCCAGAUAACUGAAAGCAGACGUUUAUCACAUACAGGCUUGUCGGUUGUCCAGACAUGCAGGCAAUUGUGUACGGCAUUACAUGCAUGUGCCAUGUACAGUUGUGAUCAAUUUGAAGGUGAACAGUCGAGCGGCGACCGAAACUAGGAGCAGCGCCACGUUACGUCAUCACAGUCAGUCAAGAGGGAAACAUCAUAUAGCUUCCCUCUCUCUCUCUUUUGCUGUUCCCUGAGCAGCUGUCACUCCCGUCUAGCAACUUGCAGCUUUUCAUUAUUUUUUUAUGCCCCAGGAAACAGGCAGCGGUACACCGCACAUAUCGUGUUUUGCACAGAGGCGUCCUUGUUAGCAAAGAUAUGCAUGAGGCAGCGACGCACACACAUCCUUGACAUGAAAGGGAAACAAACACAAAAAUUUGGUGACGUAGUCAUGGGGGUCACAGGUGCAGCCUGGAAGAGCAUAAAAGGGGGAGAAAGCAGUGCAAUUUUUUAUCUCCGCAGUUCCGAAAUCGGCCGUUAUGCUGCUUGGAAGGCGCGCCUGUCGAUGCUUGCGCGAUCACCUUCAAAUUUAUCGCGACUGUACAGGGUGUGCCAAUUAUCAUGUGCCAAGUUUUAAAAUAAACACGGAUCAUUCUAUGUGAAUAAGAUGAAGUGCAUAUUCUUGAGAGUCUUAUUGAGAAAUUGCCUGUAAUGUUUUGUCCUUGUCAUCCAAUUAUAUAAUGAAAAAUAAUUAUCUAACUUUUUAAUUGUUUCAUUUGUCAAGAUGUCAAUGAGGCAGUUUAGAGAAUCAUUAAGACGAGUCAAAAUGAGUUGCUUCCAGCAGUGUACACACCAUGCGUUUACUUUUUCCAGCAAAUAGAGAAAGCCCCCAAACUAAUAAAACUACCAUGUGACUGCGCACCGAUGCGUACGAGAUAGCAGUGCCAUCAAGCUGUCCCAUUGCGAAAACAAGCUGUUUAUCCUUUACUGGGCCAAGUUGCAGUCAUGGCUGCAUGCAUGUUCUUUCCACAACACGUGAACAGCUCCUGGCAAGAUCAAGAAAAUGUGCUGCCCUGAAUGGUGAGUGAAUUGAGCAACUUGCUUUCCCAUUGAGACUGCUUGAUGGUGCUGCUAUCCCAUGCACAUGGGGGUGCAGUCACAUAGUACUAAUGCCAUAGCGUUAGAGGUCCCAUGUCACAGAAAAUCCGGUGACCCGCAUCCGGUGUCGACCAUCUUUUCCGUAAAGAUGAUUUUAAACCACGCAUACCCAACCACUCUUCUAUCACCAAAGUUGCUCAUACCUUGGCUUUCAUUCUUCACAGUUCAUUUCAUUUUCAUUUCAUUGACACCAGUUGUUGCUCAUAAUUCUGAGAAAGGUAGCCCACAAACAAAUGUAAUGAAAAAAAAAAAAACACGUAGUGCAUAUCUUUUAUAUUACAUGUUCUGAGACUGAAAUAUAUUAAAAGUGCGAAGCGAUAACAGGAGAUCAACCCACGCAAGAGGCUACGUUUCUAAGAAAAAGCUUGCUUUCGUGCAUAGCGUUCGCCGUCAGCGUUUCCCGGCAAAUGUUACCAUUACACAAGCUACAAUUGCCGGGAAGCAUGAAAAGCAGUCAGGGGUCUUUGAAUGUUAUCGCAUUCCACUCUUAAAGGGCAAAGGUUAGGCAUCCUCCCAACUUUUUUUUUUUUUCGUGUCAUGGGCUGUCUCUGCAUGGUGAAAAAAAGUAAACAUGACAUGUGUACCUUGCUGGAAACGCCUCAUUGUGACUUCUCUUACGAUCCUCUACAAACAUGUAGUUGACACCUUGACAAUAAGGACAAUUACAAUGUUAGAUAGUUGCUUUUGAUAGCAUAAUUUGAUGUGAAGGACUUAAACAUUUUUUGCGGUUUCUCAAUUAGACACUAAAUACGCACAUGCUAUUACUUGCGUAUAAUAAUCUGUUCUUUCAGAACUUGGUGCAGGUUAGUUGAGACAACCUGUACACGGCCAAUUUCUUUUUCGCCGUACUGACUUCAUGCAAACUUGAUAUUUCAUGUUGCUUAAAAAAUGAGAAAAUAUUCUAUGUUCGAUUAAAAGUCAUUUUACUUGAAUAUUUGCAUUUAAUUAGGAAAUUUCACUAUUCAGGAACCCUUACUCAAUAGGCAAUUACUUGUGCGCCCUACACCAUCCAUGUAGCAAAGGCAAGAUUUUACCAAGAGAUUCACAGAAAAGCUUUAUCUAGAUCUAAAGCGACGGUUUCUUUGCCUACACUUGGGUUUGAUGUGGCUGCUCCUGCUGGGCCAGUAUAUUGCCAGAUACUAUAUGGUUAUACGUUAUAUGCAUAAUAAAAGUCAAACUACUAGCUUAUAACAGUUACGUUAGGUCCAAAUUGGGAUUCGCCUCAAUAAUAUGGGACCCUUUCACUAAAAAAGAUGUCAGCCAACUGGGAACUGGUUCAGCGUAAUUCAGUCAGAUUCACUUAUAGAAAAUAUUGAGAGCAAGAUUGUCCCUCCAUUAUAAUGACACAAAAUAAUAUCGAAACGUUGCAAGCAUGUAGAAAAUUUAAUCGCAUCAUGUUUCUUCACAAUUGUCUUUCUGGGGAAACCAAAUUUACAUUACCUUCUUGCAUCCAGCAUAUUUCUAUGAGGAGAACAUGCCACACGCAUGAUUUUUCUCUAGUGCCGUUGUUUGCUAAACAAAUUUAUAUAAGCACAGUUUUUUUCCCACAAAAAAUAUCAGAAUGGAAUUGUGUUCCCCAGAGUAUUUUUCUGUCCCCGGAUUUCGCGAACGAACUAGACCAUUUUCUUUUCCAUUCGUAGGCCUUGUAUUCAAGUGAUGACAUUGUUGUACCUUUUUUUUUGUCUGUGUAAUCACUGUCCUGCUUGGAUUUCAUUAUUGUACCGUAGCCUGUCCUGCAUGGGCCUGCAGUAUUCUCUAAAUAAAAAUAAAAGUAAGCUCCAUCAAACUGGA